Colletes gigas is the source of this 3974-nucleotide messenger RNA. Its product is annotated as cationic amino acid transporter 4. Gene Ontology annotation, molecular function: amino acid transmembrane transporter activity. Gene Ontology annotation, cellular component: plasma membrane. Gene Ontology annotation, biological process: amino acid transport; transmembrane transport. NCBI's taxonomy places the organism in Eukaryota, Metazoa, Arthropoda, Insecta, Hymenoptera, Colletidae. Bases 133 to 2079 code for a protein of 648 amino acids. The transcript has 9 exons. The record is from RefSeq and is a predicted model, not a curated record.
GAAGGCGCCAUGCGACUUCUCCGUACGUUUCAGCGUCCGUCGUGAUUUCGUUCGUCACAGUUCCGAAUAUUGUCGCUAAUAUCCGACUACUAUUCUUCGAUUCGAACCUGUAGACCGGACUACGAGGUCAAAAUGCCAUCGGUUCGCCGGAUGAUCUUAGGACACGUCAUAUCCGGCUUGGGUACCAAAAUGAAUCGCACCAAAAAGCUUCAAGGUGAUUUACUCGAAACGCCAAUGAAGAGAUGCCUUUCCACGUUCGACAUCACGUUGCUCGGUGUGGGUCAUAUGGUCGGCGCUGGUAUAUACGUUUUAACGGGAGCGGUGGCACGGAACACGGCUGGUCCUGGUGUGAUUUUGAGCUUUCUGUUCGCUGGCGUGGCUUCCCUGUUAGCGGCACUUUGUUACGCGGAAUUUGGAGCGCGGGUGCCCAAAGCUGGCAGCGCUUACGUUUACACGUACAUUUCCGUCGGUGAAUUCUGGGCUUUUGUAAUCGGCUGGAACAUCAUACUGGAGCAUAUGAUCGGGGCUGCAUCGGUGGCCAGAGCCUGGAGCGGAUACGUGGAUUCCUUGGUAGGAGGGUCGAUCAGUAAUUACACCCAACACAUGAUGCACGGCUACACUAUGGGAGAACCGCUAGGACAUUUCCCAGAUUUUCUAGCCGCUGGUUUAUGCCUGGCGUACGCCAUGCUGCUUGCACUGGGCGUUAAAUGUUCAGCCACGGUUAAUUCUCUGUUGACUAUCGUGAAUUUAGCCGUGAUGGGACUGGUGAUCGGUUUGGGAAUUUCUUACGCGAAGGUUUCGAAUUGGAGCAACGAGAACGGAGGUUUCCUACCGUUUGGUUUCGGCGGCGUACUGGCAGGUGCCGCAACGUGCUUCUAUGCUUUCGUGGGCUUCGACUCGAUCGCAACUUCCGGCGAAGAGGCGCGCGAUCCUGGGUACAGCAUACCGCGAGCAACGCUACUCUCGAUGGCGAUUGUUACCAUUGGGUACGUGCUGGUUGGAGCAGCUUUAACGUUAGUCGUGCCGUAUUACAACAUCAAUCCAACGGCAGCUCUUCCUGAAGCUUUCUCAUCGAGGGGAGUAUCGUGGGCCAAAUAUGUGAUAAGCGUGGGAGCCUUGUGCGGAAUGACAACGACUCUUUUCGGAUCCCUGUUCUCUCUGCCGCGAACUAUGUACGCCAUGGCGAACGACGGAUUGCUGUUUGGCUUCCUGGGUCACGUGAGCGAACGCACACAAGUUCCAGUCCUUAACCUGGCCAUCAGCGGAUCCGUCAGCGCAGCGAUCGCCUUGCUCUUCGAUCUCCAGCAUCUGGUCGAAUUCAUGUCGAUCGGUACUUUCCUGGCCUACACAAUCGUUUCGGCCAGCGUGAUUAUCUUGAGAUACCGACCUGAAAAGAUCACACCUCCGCCAUCGAACGCCGGUACUCCGAGCAGUUUGGCAUCACCUCCCACAGAGAGUGCAGAUUCCAAUAGCGAUUGCAAUAGCGUCACGUCUGCAGAGUCCGAGCUUUUAGAUCUGAGCGAAGGCACUGGCAAAUUGAAAGCACGAUACGCCUGGCUCGCCAACUUUGUGGUCACUUGCGAACCUGGAAGAGCGGUAGCCAUUCUCGUGAUGAUCUACACAGCUGGCUGUGUUUCUCUGUGUCCUUUGUUGAUGUUGAUAUCGCAAACGUAUUGCUCUCCGGCGUGGUGGGACUAUUUCGUUGUGGCGAACGUUGUUUUGUUGUUGAUUGGAUGUUUGCUCGUGAUCGGUGCGCAUCAACAAAAUCCUCCUACUGGUAAAUUUCGAGUGCCUAUGGUACCUCUGAUACCGGCGCUGAGUAUUCUGUUCAACGUGGGACUAAUGUUCCACCUGUCGCUUCUAACUUGGCUUCGAUUCCUCGUGUGGAUGAUAGUCGGAAUGUUGAUAUACUUUUUGUACGGGAUUCACUACAGCAAAGAAUCUACCAGUCCAAAUUCGUAUUCGAUUCUAAUGGCGACCUCGGAAGCAGGAAGAGGCGCGAAAUGGGGCGCCACGUUGCGCGUAAAUCAGAAAAGCGAUAAAGUACCGAUUUUGAACGACGACGAUUUCGUUCACUAGGAGCGUAGGGUUCGUAAAAAUUGUAUAAAAACACACGCUGAUCGUCGCUGGAUGUAAGUGCAUCGUUAUUUGUAGAGAAACUGAACAAUAUACGACCAUCGUUCUCUUUGUCGAGGCUCAUAAAUGCCGAUUCGAAACAAAGAGUAAAAGGUCGACAAACAUUUGUACAUACCGAAGUUACGUAAAAUGCUGAAACGAAUUAAUCGUAUCCCUCUGAAACCUUCUGCCCUGAAAGGUUAAGCGGCUGAACGUUAGUGAGAUAUCAGAACAGACAAGACUGUGUUUUAGUACUUAUUUUGACUGCUUUUCGGUAGAUAUUGAUUUGAAGUCUCCGAACGUUAGCUGAAAAGAGUCUUCUUUAUAUUUUAUUACGCACAAAUUUACGCAUUUUCUUUGUUUUACAGACGCGCGUCGGUUGCGCGUUUCAUAGGUAAAUGAAAAAAUACGAGGUUCACCCGGUAAUAUAGUACAACGGUAGGAUUGAAACGACUUUAAGAGAAAGUAUUACAUUAUAAUCUGAUUCCUGAUCGACCUGCAAUUCUGGUUUAAGUAAAAGUUCGACAACUUUGAAUUCGAAGAUUCGAAAUACUCGCAAGGUGGAAAAGAACUCGCAGAUAAAAUGUAUGCAUUCAACCGCCAAGUACAUAUGUAAACAUUUACUGGGGUAUAAUGUUCAAAUCAAAAGAUAAAAAAAAAAGGAAGAGGAUAGAAGAAGAAACGCGUAUUUUUAACGAAAGACCAGAUUUUUAAAAGGGAGGCCGAGCGACUGUCUCUUUUAGUAAAUUUUAACGUUCUGCUACAAGGAUUGAAACAUGGUGCCUUGGGAACGGAUAGACUAAUUAUACAGUAAAAUAUAUGAAUCUAAAAAGAUGACAAUAGAUUCGCCUGUUACACGACGGGCAUUAAGCUUAAGGUUACCUAUACACGGAUUUGCUAAGCACAUGGAUUGCCCAGUGGCGUAAAUCAUCGUCGAUACACGAACUUGCCUGUGUCAUUUUAGAUUGGAAGAAAUUCGUUUCGUUUACGUCGUUGGACCCGUUUAAGCGUAGAAACCCGAUUCGAUUUGUUUCGCAAUGUAAGAACACCUCUGGGAUCAACCGUUCCUAAUCCACCAAUUUAUUCGCGAUUGCUUCGACGUUAAGGAUACGUGACGAACAAUUUUGACUGUACAUUGUUUGAUUUCAGUACGUUGUUUCUGAAAAUACGCAAAGACACAAACAUACGGGACUGACUGUAAGUACACGUAUCAUCUUUACGGUCCUCCGCUCAGCAGAUCCAACAAGGAUCUGUUACAGUAACAGAUAAAUAUAAUCGGUGUUACGUAAGAAAGUAUAUAUGUACGUAUUGUUAUCGUAAAGAUUACUACCGUCGAAGUGCCGUAGACGUUAUUUACAAUUAGAUAUAGAAGAUCGUAGCGAAACCGUAACCACGUCGUACAAAGGUUUAAAGCCAGAAUUUAGCCGUUCGAGGAUAUAUUAUACAGAGUGAAUCGCUUAAGUCAUCGACGUAGUAUGUUCUCUCGAGUAGCCCGUUUUAAGUGAUUCACCCUAUAGUAUAGAGAGCGUACGAAAAGGAUAAUUCGAUCGAAUCGUUGCGUACGUACGAAAGACAAGACGAUACGUUCGAAACGACGCUUGAAUAUUCUCUUCGAGGUCAACGUUCAAAUUUCAUUGCGUACAAUUCGCAGGGCGCACGAACCGUAGAAGAUUUGUAUAUGUAUUUAUGUACUCUGAACUUUCUGGAACGUACGCGCAGUUCAUGACGCUUAAUGUACAGUAGAUUACGUUAUAAUGCUCGUAUAAAUAUAUUAUACAUACUUAUGUACAAAAUCGACUCUCGUAAACAGCGAACGCGUGAUCCGCACAAGCGUUUUGCUCGACGUUUCCGAGCAAAAG